Messenger RNA from Daphnia carinata, 2203 nucleotides. Its product is annotated as organic cation transporter protein-like. Gene Ontology annotation, biological process: transmembrane transport. Bases 116 to 2122 code for a protein of 668 amino acids. Gene Ontology annotation, molecular function: transmembrane transporter activity. The transcript has 10 exons. Gene Ontology annotation, cellular component: membrane. The record is from RefSeq and is a predicted model, not a curated record. Lineage: Eukaryota; Metazoa; Arthropoda; Branchiopoda; Diplostraca; Daphniidae.
UGACACGUCGUCAGACUGCUGCAGGUGGUCAUAAACUGUGUGCGUAAACAGUUGAUUGGAAGGUGGUGGGGAAUUAAUUCGUAUUUCGCCCCAGAAACAAACAACAGCUGUAGCAAUGGCCGAAGAAACCAAUUGCGAAGGGGGUGUGAACAACAUUGCCUACGUGAAAAACGAAACGGAUGAGAAGAUCAAAGAGCCUUUCGCCCACUACAACGCUAACAAAUCUAACUCGAAAGUUCGAAUUCAAGCCCCUAAUGCUGAGGCGUCUACGGGCUCCACAGCUCAUCCACAAACUAACUUCGCUGUUCAAGCUAUAGGCAAUUUACCAUCGUCACAAGAUGAUCAGACAAUGGAUUUUGACGACGUCUUGCCGUAUAUUGGCGAGUUUGGCACUUACCAGAUUAUCCUGUUCUUCCUUACCGCACCGUUCUGUUUCUUCAUGGCGUUCGUUUUAUUCAGCCAGGUGUUCAUCACGCUCAUAGACGUCCAUACCUGCCAUGUGCCGCAACUCAAUGAUUCGGGCCUCAAUCUUACCCAAAGGAGAGAGAUAAGUAUUCCACUGGUGACGCAGACAGUACUAGGCAGUCCACCGACCUUCGACAGUUGUAUGAUGUAUAACGUCGAUUACGAAUUAGUACUGAACGAGGGAUUGCAACCCAACGAGACAUGGCCGACAAUUCCAUGCCAGAAUGGAUGGGAUUACGACUUGGAUCAAAUCCGUUACCAUUCGGCCAUAACAGAAAAUAACUGGGUCUGUGACAAGGCCGGUCAUGCUCCCUUGGCGCAAGCUGUCUUCUUUUUGGGGAGUAUCGUCGGUGGCAUCGUCCUCGGUUACAUUGCUGACCGUUUUGGUCGCAUUCCUGCCCUCAUCUUGUGCAAUUUGAUCGGUGGAUUAGCCGGCAUCAUUACUGCCGUCUCCAACAGCUUCGAACUGUUCGCCUUUUCCCGUUUCCUGAUGGGCAUCGCCUUCGACAACGCCUUCACGCUCAUGUACAUUCUCGUAUUGGAAUACGUGGGACCUAGUUACCGGACAAUGGUGGCAAAUUUGUCCAUCGCCUUGUUUUACACGGCCGGCACUACUCUUUUGCCAUGGAUCGCUUGGGGCAUUGGUGAGUGGCGAAUGUUCAGUUUAGCCACUUCCAUCCCGAUGGUCCUGUCCGUCAUCGCUUACUGGGUCGUUCCUGAAAGCGCUCGUUGGUUGCUGUCUCAAGGCCAAACAGACCGGGCCAUUUCCAUCUUGAGGACUUUCGCUCGUAUCAACAAGAAAAAGAUCGACGAGAAUGUCUAUGAAAAGCUCAAGGCUUCAACUGCGGAAGCCAUCCAGGCCAGUUCCCAGGAGCCUGCAGUAUCGGUACUCGACUUGCUUCGAACACCUAGGCUCAGACGGAAUACUAUCCUACUCACUGUUUUCUGGGCCUUGAUUGCACUUGUCUACGACGGGCACGCCCGCAACACGGCUAAUUUAGGUCUAAGCGUCUUCCUGACUUUCAGCGUUGCGUCCGUCACGGAAUUGCCCGCCGAUUUAGUCCUCGUCUUUUUCCUGGACCGUUGGGGUCGGCGCGCCCUGGCCUUCGGUUCUUUGCUGGGCGCUGCUGCCUUCAGUUUGGCCACUUUGGCAGUACCCAGUGAUCAAGCUGCUUUGACUGCCGUCUUGGCCAUCAUUGGUCGAUUUUGUGUCAACAUUACGUUCAACAUUGGUUUGCAAUAUGGAGCAGAGCUGAUUCCAACGGCUGUUCGAGCCCAGGGCAUUGCGUACGUCCAUAUUGCUGGUUACGUUGCAGCCAUUGUGUCACCCUACAUCGUGGAUCUCGCAAGAAUUAGUCCACUUUUGCCACUUACCAUUCUCGGAUUGCUGGCGCUGAUUGGAGCUGUUGCAGGAGUCAUGUUGCCGGAAACGCUGGGCGCUGUUCUGCCGGAGACUAUGGAGGACGGUGAAAACUUUGGCAAAGAUCAAAGUUUCUGGGAUUUCCCCUGUUGCAAAAAGCCCAAAAAGAUUGUGCCCUUGUCACAGCGACGACGUCCAGUUUCUACCCGUGGAGAAGUCUACAGAUCUAACAUGUUGGUCGCACGGCCUUCUCGAGAAAAGAAACCUGUGACACACCAUCAAUCUUGCCGCUUCUAAAUCUACUAGUUGUGCCAAUUAGCAAAAUGAAUCUUAGUCUUGUAACCGCCGAAUCUUGAGGACAACAGAUUUUUUCAUUUC